AUGCUCUGGCAAUUCGCACCCAGGGGGAAUUGCUUCCAGAUUGCACUUCUCACAGCUCACCAAUCCUUCGUCUCGCUUACUGGCUGCAAGGGCGCACUUCCGCUCUUCCGGCCGCCGCGAUCAAAAUUCCUCUUGAAAGAAAGAGGCAAUCCUGAACAAAAUGGCAACUCCCGCACCCUCAAUAGCCCCUGCGCCCACUCCAGCUCCGUUGCUCCCGCAAUUGCCGCCAAGCCAAACAUUUCACCAUCUCCCGGACCGGGUACACCCGGAUCCGUCACCUCCAAGGAAUGGGUUAUACCACCACGUCCCAAGCCUGGCCGGAAGCCUGCCACGGAUACGCCGCCUACUAAACGCAAGGCGCAGAAUCGUGCGGCCCAAAGAGCGUUCAGGGAACGUAGAGCCGCCCGCGUCAAUGAGCUCGAAGACCAAAUUAAGAAAAUCGAAGAGGAGCACGAUAUUCAUGUGGCAGCGUUCAAAGAACAAAUUUCAAACCUGUCUCAUGAAGUCGAACAGUGCCGAAAUGAAAUGACAUGGUGGCGCGACCGAUGCCACGCUCUGGAGAAGGAAGUCUCAGUAGAAAGAAGCGCGAAGGAAGCCCUUGUUAAAGAGUUCCGGUCGUCGCUUUCGGAUAAAAAUGUUCCUGCUGGUAGGGCACCAUUGACUCGCAUGUCCGCCAAAAAAUCUAGCUCUGGACGAGCUACGAAUGAAAGGUCUUCGCCGAGCAACGCCAGCGGCGGUAUUACCCAUGAUGAGCGGGAGGAAGUGCCACUGGGCUGCCCUAGUUGUUCUUCGACACAUUGUCAGUGUAUUGAAGAUGCAUUUGCAAUGCCAGGCGUUGAGCCGUUGAAUUCCAAUCGUCUUAGCACCACUGGACAAGGGCGUGUCGAGCCUGAGAUAAAGCCCGACCCGGAGGAGAUGGAAAUCGACUUUACCACUCGGUUUGCUGCCCCUCAACCGCAGGAAGACACUACCACGGCUGUUUCAUCCCCUGCGGUUGAUCCGUGCGGCUUUUGUCAGGAUGGAACCCCAUGUAUUUGUGCGGAAAUGGCCGCCCAGGAAGAGCAGCGCCGACAAUCCUUCGAGAACAACCGUCUCGCACCCAUUCAAAACCUGUCUCAAUUCACGCCACCUCCCUCUGAUGGCGACGUUCGCUCUGAAGUCACUCUGCCGUCCAUUAGUCAGGCAACUAAUCCCUGUGCGAAUGGCCCUGGCACCUGUGCCCAAUGUCUUGCGGACCCAAAGAGUACCCUUUUUUGCAAGACGCUGGCGGCCUCUCGCUCCGCCAGCGUUGCCUCCUCCGGAUGUUGCGGCGGUAAAGGCGCCGAUGGUGGGUGUUGCCAGUCACGCAGUUCCAACCCCCCGCGUGCUGCCGCUGCCAAAUCGACAUCUGGUAGAUCUACGACGCCCUCACUAACACUCUCUUGUGCUGACGCAUUCACGACACUGUCACGACACCCGAAUUUCUCCCGUGCCAGCGAUGAAAUUUCUGCGUGGCUUCCUAAGCUGCAUACAUUACCAAAUCCGAAGGAGGUUGCAUCGCCCGAUCGAUGCUCCUCGAGGGCGGCCCUCGAGGUCGAGGCAGCGAGUGUAAUGGGCGUCUUGCGCUACUUUGAUCGGAGGUUUGCCGACAAAUAA
Aspergillus nomiae NRRL 13137 is the source of this 1635-nucleotide messenger RNA. It is a transcript of the gene hapX, whose product is annotated as bZIP transcription factor HapX. Gene Ontology annotation, molecular function: DNA-binding transcription activator activity, RNA polymerase II-specific; transcription cis-regulatory region binding. Gene Ontology annotation, cellular component: RNA polymerase II transcription regulator complex; nucleus. NCBI's taxonomy places the organism in Eukaryota, Fungi, Ascomycota, Eurotiomycetes, Eurotiales, Aspergillaceae. The transcript is spliced from 2 exons. The record is from RefSeq and is a predicted model, not a curated record. The coding region runs from base 1 to 1635 and encodes 544 amino acids.